AUGCUGGACGUGGAACAUCGGAGGCCACCUGAUCUGGAAGUUCUAUCAGACUUUGAUACCAAUCAGUAUCGCUUUGGCCGGAUUGGGGGUCAUAAUGUCGUACUGGCCAUCUUACAGGCCGGUGUGUACGGAAUUACUCAGGCAGCCCUUGCAUCAAGUAUGAUGAGACGCGUCUUUCCAUCCAUACAGUUCGCUUUGAUGGUGGGCAUCGGAGGUGGUGUGCCAAGCGAGUCCCAUGACAUUCGCUUAGGAGAUGUGGUGGUCAGCAUGCCGGUUGCAGGAUACCCUGGAGUGCUGCAGUACGAUUUCGGCAAGUUAGGACCGGACGGCGAGGUGACUGCAACUGGCGCCCUUAACAGGCCGGCACCUAAAGCCUUAGCAGCCAUUGCCGCCAUGCAGGCAGACUAUAUGAUGAGGGACAGUGGUCUGAUGGAGAUCACUAGCGACGCUCUGAGAAAGCACCCCAGGAUACGUGCAAAGUUUUCUCAUCCAGGAAUGGUGAACGAUGUGCUAUACCGUGCUGAUUACGACCAUGUCGCUGGCAAUAAUUGCAGAAACUGCAGUCACCACAUGGCCGUGUUUCGGACGCCACGGGAAACGACAGAACCAAAUGUUCACUACGGGCUUAUUGGAUCGGGAAAUCAAGUCAUUAAGAAUGGGAAAUUUAGGGAACGUCUGAGGGAGAAGCACGGAGUGCUGUGUUUUGAGACGGAAGCAGCGGGAGCUUUGGAGGCAUUCCGCUGUCUUGUCAUUAGGGGAAUUUGUGACUAUGCAGACUCCCAUAAGAACGACAUGUGGCAGGGAUAUGCGGCACUUACGGCAGCUGCAUACACAAAAGAUCUGUUGCUUCUGAUUGAAGGCUCGGUUUCUCCAGAAUCCACGGCUUCAACCAGCCCUUCCGAGGCUGAUAUUCCGGAGAACAUCAACUUGGGCUUGCCAGCACACGGGGUCAACCAGGGGGCCACACAUUAUCCCUCGAACCCUCUAGCUCAAAGUCCGCAGGUUUACCAGCAACCGAUAAAUUCCGAGCCCCCACCGAGAUAUACACCGUCGGCACAUUCUUUUCAGCACCCAUCUAUCCCAGUUAUGCAGCAUCCUCAGCAACCCGAGAAAACUGAUUCUGAGAAGAAACAUGCAGAGCAGAACACUUCCCCUCCAAGACCGUUUGUCUCUCAGUCAUCCCAGCCGCCAAAUCACUCCCGUGUGCGAAAAUACUACGGAAGAAUGGUGAUUGAAGCAGCUAAAGCUGGUAACAUGCCAGUGGUGAAGAAGUUUCUCGAGAAGGGAGGCGACCCAAAUACUACAACCGAUGAUUGGGACCUUACUGCGCUACAUUAUGCUGCAAUGGGAAGUCACAACGGAUUAACACAGCUGCUACUCAGAGCAGGGGCCAAUCCUAAUGCACGAGCUAAAUAUACGAACAACACUCCCCUGUUUGAAGCAGCUUCCAGCGGUCAUAGAAAGGUCAUUCAAUAUUUAUUACGCCAUGGAGCUGACGUCGAGGUCCAUUGUCAGCGGGGUAAGACUGCGUUGCAUGCAGCUGCCGAGAAAGGACAUGUUGCGUGUGUCGAGCUUCUGGUGCAGAGCAAGGCCGAUCCCGACAGCAUUGACGAGGAUGGACAUACACCUUUGGACUUGGCGAAGAAGGAGGACCAUUUAGAGAUAGUCAAGUAUCUGCAGCGGAUAUAG
Messenger RNA from Aspergillus niger, 1689 nucleotides. RefSeq lists its product as uncharacterized. The transcript is spliced from 3 exons. The record is from RefSeq and is a predicted model, not a curated record. The coding region runs from base 1 to 1689 and encodes 562 amino acids. Gene Ontology annotation, molecular function: catalytic activity; protein binding. Gene Ontology annotation, biological process: nucleoside metabolic process. NCBI's taxonomy places the organism in Eukaryota, Fungi, Ascomycota, Eurotiomycetes, Eurotiales, Aspergillaceae.